This is a messenger RNA of Pongo pygmaeus (Bornean orangutan), 1734 nucleotides long. RefSeq names its product putative elongation factor 1-alpha-like 3. Gene Ontology annotation, molecular function: GTPase activity; translation elongation factor activity; GTP binding. Lineage: Eukaryota; Metazoa; Chordata; Mammalia; Primates; Hominidae. Gene Ontology annotation, biological process: translational elongation. The record is from RefSeq and is a predicted model, not a curated record. The transcript has a single exon.
UCAUGAAAACUACCCCUAAAAGCCAAAAUGGGAAAGGAAAAGACUCAUAUCAACAUUGUCAUCAUUGGACAUGUAGACUCAGGCAAGUCCACCACUACUGGCCAUCUAAUCUAUAAAUGCGGUGGCAUCUACAAAAGAACCAUUGACAAAUUUGAGAAGGAGGCUGCUGAGAUAGGAAAGGGCUCCUUCAAGUAUGCCUGGGUCUUGGAUAAACUGAAAGCUGAGUGUGAAUGUGGUAUCACCAUUGAUAUCUCCUUGUGGAAAUUUGAGACCAGCAAGUACUAAGUGACUAUCACUGAUGCCCCAGGACACAGAGACUUCAUCAAAAACAUGAUUACAGGGACAUCUCAGGCUGACUGGGCUGUCCUGAUUGUUGCUGCUGGUGUUGGUGAAUUUGAAGCUGGUAUGUCCAAGAAUGGGCAGACCCGAGAGCAUGCCCUUCUGGCUUACACACUCGGUGUGAAACAACUAAUUGUUGGUAUUAACAAAAUGGAUUCCACUGAGCCACCCUACAGCCAGAACAGAUAUGAGAAAAUUGUUAAGGAAGUCAGCACUUACAUUAAGAAAAUUGGCUACAACCCCGACACAGUAGCAUUUGUGCCAAUUUCUGGUUGGAAUGGUGACAACAUGCUGGAGCCAAGUACUAACAUGCCUUGGUUCAAGGGAUGGAAAGUCACCCAUAAGGAUGGCAAUGCCAGUGGAACCAUGCUGCUUGAAGCUCUGGACUGCAUCCUACAACCAACUUGUCCAACUGACAAGCCCUUGCACCUGCCUCUCCAGGAUGUCUACAAAAUUGGUGGUAUUGGUACUGUUCCUGUUGGCCGAGUGGAGACUGGUGUUCUCAAACCCAGUAUGGUGGUCACCUUUGCUCCAGUGAAUGUUACAACAGAAGUAAAAUCUGUCAAAAUGCACCAUGAAGCUUUGAGUGAAGCUCUUCCUGGGAACAAUGUGAGCUUCAAUGUCAAGAAUGUGUCUGUCAAGGAUGUUCGUUGUGGCAACAUUGCUGGUGACAGCAAAAAUGACCCACCAAUGGAAGCAGCUGGCUUCACUGCUCAAGUGAUUAUCCUGAAGCAUCCAGGCCAAAUAAGCACUGGUUAUGCCCCUGUAUUGGAUUGCCACAUGGCUCACAUUGCAUGCAAGUUUGCUGAGCUGAAGGAAAAGAUUGAUCACCAUUCUGGUAAAAAGCUGGAAGAUGGCCCUAAAUUCUUGAAGUCUGGUGAUGCUGCCAUUGUUGAUAUGGUUCCUGGCAAGCCCAUGUGUGUUGAGAGCUUCUCAGAUGAUACACCUUUGGGUCACUUUGCUGUUCUUGAUAUGACACAGACAGUUGCGGUGGGUGUCAUCAAAGCAGUGGACAAGAAGACUGCUGGAGCUGGCAAAGUCACCAAGUCUGCCCAGAAAGCUCAGAAGGCUAAAUGAAUAUUAUCCCCAAUACCUGCCACCCCACUCUUAAUCAGUGGUGGAAGAACGGUCUCAGAACUCUUUGUUUCAAUUGGCCAUUUAAGUUUAGUAGUAAAAGACUGGUUAAUGAUAACAAUGCAUCGUAAAACCUUCAGAAGGAAAGGAGAAUGUUUUGUGGACCACUUUGGUUUUCUUUUUUGCGUGUGGCAGUUUUAAGUUAUUAGUUUUUAAAAUCAGUACUUUUUAAUGGAAACAACUUGACCAAAAAUUUGUCACAGAAUUUUGAGACCCAUUAGAAAAGUUUAAAGAGAAAAAAAACAAAAAGAAAAAAGAAAA